This is a messenger RNA of Micromonas commoda, 1140 nucleotides long. RefSeq lists its product with no specific name. Lineage: Eukaryota; Viridiplantae; Chlorophyta; Mamiellophyceae; Mamiellales; Mamiellaceae. The transcript has 2 exons. The record is from RefSeq and is a predicted model, not a curated record. The coding region runs from base 1 to 1140 and encodes 379 amino acids.
AUGUCCGCUGCCGGGUACGAGCUCCGCGGCGUCUACGGCACCGAGCCCUACUGGCCGGAGAAGAAGCUGAAGAUCUGCGUGACCGGCGCGGGCGGCUUCAUCGCCUCGCACCUCGCCAAGAGGCUCAAGGAGGAGGGUCACUACGUCGUCGGAUGCGACUGGAAGCGCAACGAGCACAUGCCGGAGGAGAUGUUCUGCGACGAGUUCAUCCUCGCCGAUCUCCGCCUCUUCGAGAACUGCCAGAAGGUUCUCAAGGGCUGCGACCACUGCUUCAACCUCGCCGCGGACAUGGGCGGCAUGGGCUUCAUCCAGUCCAACCACUCCGUGAUCUUCUACAACAACGUCAUGAUAUCCUUCAACGUGAUGGAGGCGUGCCGCGUCGAGGGCGUCACCCGCGUCUUCUACGCCUCCUCCGCGUGCAUCUACCCCGAGGGUGCGCAGCUCACCACCGAGCUCUCCGCCGGGCUCAAGGAAUCCGACGCGUGGCCCGCGCAGCCCCAGGACGCGUACGGCCUCGAGAAGCUCGCGUCCGAGGAGGUGUACAAGCACUACCAGUCCGACUUUGGCAUCCAGACCCGCAUCGCGCGCUUCCACAACAUCUACGGCCCGUUCGGCACCUGGAAGGGCGGCCGCGAGAAGGCGCCAGCCGCGUUUUGCCGCAAGGCGGCCACCGCCACCACCGAGGUGGAGAUGUGGGGCGACGGCAAGCAGACGCGUUCGUUCACCUACAUCGACGACUGCGUCGAGGGUAUCAUCCGUCUCACGAAGUCCGACUUCGCCGAGCCCGUCAACCUCGGGUCCGACGAGAUGGUGAGCAUGAACGAGAUGCAGGCGCUGGCGCUGGGUUUCGCGGGCAAGCAGGACAUGCCCAUCAAGCACAUCCCGGGCCCCGAGGGCGUGCGCGGCCGCAACUCCAACAACGACCUCAUCAAGGAGAAGCUCGGGUACGCGCCUUCCGUCAAGCUCGCGGACGGCCUCAAGGUGACCUACGAGUGGAUCGAGGGGAAGAUCAAGGAGGAGGUGGCGGCGGGUGCCAACGCCGAGGAGGCGUUCUCCAAGUCCACCAUCUGCGGCACCAUGGCGCCCACCGAGCUCGGCGCGCUCCGCGCCGCCGACGGGCAAGAGAACCUCGCAAAGUAA